Tauraco erythrolophus (red-crested turaco) is the source of this 417-nucleotide messenger RNA. The record is from RefSeq and is a predicted model, not a curated record. Lineage: Eukaryota; Metazoa; Chordata; Aves; Musophagiformes; Musophagidae.
AUGAUAGGAUGGCUUCUGAUCGCCAGCAUCAUGACUGCUGCACUGAUUUUGACAUGUGUCAGCCGCUGUUGUUCCCCAGUUAGCUAUCUUCAGCUCAAGUUCUGGAAAAUUUACUCAGAGAAGGAACAGGAGCUCUUUGAGAUCAAGGCUAAAGAGCAUGCAACCAGGCUGGCAGAGAGGAAUGUGAACUGCUUUUUUGAAGCCACUGACUCAGCACCGUUUCAGACUCCCAGCAAUGAAGACUGGCAGAAGAUUUCAUGCUUGUAUACCUUUGAUUCACGAGAGCAGUAUUACAGCAUGUUACACAAGUACGUUAACACAAACCGAGGCGAGAGCGGCCGAUUCGGGGAAGGAGAUCAGAAUCCCCCUGUUUUAGGAUUUGUGGAUGAAGCAAGCGCAAGCGAAUCAGGGUUUUAA